AUGGCAGUCGAAACGACAUGUGACUUUGACCAGGUAAACGAUGUGCUCAACCUAACGGAUGAAGCCGACGCGUUGAAAUAUGAAUACACAGCUGCCCACAUUCCUCUUCUGACUAUCGUGGGGCCUUGUCUACUUGUGCUCGGCCUGCUUUCGAACGGCACUUUCUUGUAUGUCGUUUUCCGCGUUCGAUGGAUGCGUACCAUCGUCAAUUUAUACCUGGUCAACUUGGCCGUGGCCGACAUACUCUACCUGUCUGUCAGUUCCCUGGACAAACUCGGCCGAUUCAUGGUGUCUCGCGUCUUGAACGACCAGUCCACACUCGGCCAAGCUGGCUGUGUUCUCGUGUACCUCACCACUGACACUGCCAGUCUGGCGUCCCUCUCCAUAGUCACAUUGAUCACUGUAGAGAGGUACCAGGCCAUCUGCCGGCCCGUGCACCACCGUUUACUCCGCAGCUGGCGCCGUGCGGCCGCACACCUUGCGUCUGGAUGGUGCUUAUCACUACUGUACGCUACAUUCCUUAUUCCGUCAACAUACACUUUCACAACAUACUGUGUUAUAUGGCCAGACGAUAGUCGCUACUCAACCUAUCCCAGUAGAGUGGGAUAUUGCAACGCACAUAACGAAACUGCCCAGAACGCCCUAAAUGGGGCACAAACACUACCCUUCUUCAUAGCCUUCGUCAUCAACACAGUGCUCUACGUAAAAAUCCUGAAGCAGCUGAAACGUACGAGUCCUUGCAGCGACGAACCAAGCCUGUCCCAGGCCGUUUCGCUCCAUCGAUCCCGGGUCCGACAUCAAGUAUCUCGGAUGCUGCUGUUGAACGGUGUCGUGUCUUUCCUCUGUCUCUCACCGUGGGAGUUCACUUCCUUCUCAGUGAUGCUGACGGGGUUUAUCAAGCCAGAAUCGCAACUCCUCAGUGAAGAGCAGCUUUUUAUCUUGGCCCAGGUAGUACGGUCGCUGCUGUACCUCAACUCUUGCAUCAAUCCGCUGGUUUACAACGCUACGAAUUCCCGCUACAGGAAGGCUUUUCGUGUUGCUCUCUGCCCGUGCUCUCGACAGAGAAUUAAACCUGUCAAUCCUCAAGUGCUACCGUCAAAUAAGAUUUCGUAA
Molecule: messenger RNA, 1113 nt
Organism: Acanthaster planci (crown-of-thorns starfish)
Lineage: Eukaryota; Metazoa; Echinodermata; Asteroidea; Valvatida; Acanthasteridae
Product: thyrotropin-releasing hormone receptor-like
Biological process (GO): G protein-coupled receptor signaling pathway
Cellular component (GO): plasma membrane
Molecular function (GO): G protein-coupled receptor activity
Source: RefSeq, a predicted model, not a curated record